Capronia coronata CBS 617.96 is the source of this 1002-nucleotide messenger RNA. RefSeq lists its product as uncharacterized. Bases 1 to 1002 code for a protein of 333 amino acids. The record is from RefSeq and is a predicted model, not a curated record. The transcript has a single exon. Lineage: Eukaryota; Fungi; Ascomycota; Eurotiomycetes; Chaetothyriales; Herpotrichiellaceae.
AUGACUUCCAAGCCUCGUCUGACAUUUGCAUGCGGACCAUACGACCGCAUGGACGCCCUCGCCCACGGGGUGGUCCAAGCCGCUGGCAUCGAUUUGAACCACAUCACGAUCGACCACCCCAGGGACAUCUUCGACCGCAUGGCGGGAGGACUAGAAUUUGACGCAUCAGAGAUGUCGGCAUCAGAGUACAUCUGUCGCUACGCCGACGGCGAGCGAGAUCUGACGGCCGUCCCGGUCUUCCCAUCGCGGGCCUUCCGCCACAACUGCAUCGUGGUCAACACCAACCUCGUGCAGAAGCCGUCGGAUCUCAACGGAAAACGGAUCGGGGUCCAGCUCUACACCAUGACUGCGGCGGUGUGGAUCAGAGGCGCCCUGCAGGACGCCGGCGUCGACCUGUCCACGAUCACCUGGGUAGAGGGUGCCCUGGAGAAACCUGGCCCUCACGGCAGCGCGCACACCAAACCCAAGCCACUCCUCCGCCAGGUCAAGCGUGUGUCAAACGAGAACAAGUCAAAGUCCCUCAGUCAGCUGCUGGAAGAUGGGGAUAUUGCGGCAACCAUUGGUGCCGACCCCCCUCCGUGCCUUGGGAAGGCUUCCCACGUGCGCCAGCUGUUCCCCGACAUCAGGGAGACGGAGAAGCGGUAUUUUCGAGAGAGCGGCAUCUUCCCCAUCAUGCAUCUCGUGGUGGUCAAGACAGACGUCGUGGAUCGGUUUCCAUUCGUGCCGUCCAGUCUGUUCCACGCAGUGAACGAAUCCAAGGACAUUGCUCUGCGUCGGAUGAAAUACUCGGGCACGUACCGCUACAUGUUGCCCUUCUUGACCUCGGAUCUGGAGGAGAUUGAGGAAGUCUUCGGCGGCGAUCCAUGGCCUUACGGCAUCGAAGCCAAUAGGAAGAGCUUGGAAGCCCUGGUGUCGUUCCUCUACGAUCAGGCGAUGAUAGCUCGCAAGAUUCCCUUGGAAGAGCUUUUUGCACCAGUGCGCGGCAAGAAUCUGAAGAUCUGA